Messenger RNA from Castor canadensis (American beaver), 958 nucleotides. The record is from RefSeq and is a predicted model, not a curated record. NCBI's taxonomy places the organism in Eukaryota, Metazoa, Chordata, Mammalia, Rodentia, Castoridae.
AUGGCGAGGUCGGGCGUCACCCGGUCUCGCCGGUGGGCUGGACUGCGCAGGGCGCGGAAGAGGGUGCGCGCCGGCGGGGCUUCCCCAUCGCUAAGGGGUCUCGCCCCAGCAAGUGCUCCUCGCGGCAGUACGGGCUCAGAGCUCCCGGCACGGAAGGCCAAGCGCACGCGCUCUCCGCCCGGGGCGCUCUUCCCUCCUCGCCCGCCCAACCCCACCCGCUCCAAGCUAGCGGCCCACCUGCGGCGAGGCGGAGGAGCCGGCGGAGCGCGGUCUGCAGCGAGUGAGCCAGGGGGCCCCGGGCUGGGUUAUAAGGCAGCCUCUGCCCUCCCCCGCACCAGUGUCCCCAACCUUCUCAUUUUCUUUGAAAAAGGCAAUUUCCUGCUAAGCCAUGUUAUCAAUCACCAGGAUUACUUCCCUACUAUCUUUAGGAGAGCCUCUGAGCGCAUGCAGCUAGUCUUUGGCAUUGAUCUGAAGGAAGUGGACCCCUCCAACCAGUCCUAUGUCCUUGUCACAUCCUUGGGGCUCACAUAUGAUGGGAUGCUGAGUGAUGUCCAGGGAAUGCCCAAAACAGGCCUCUUGAUAAUUGUCCUGGGUGUCAUCUUCAUGGAGGGCAACCAUGCCUCUGAGGAGGUUGUAUGGGAAAUGCUGAGUAUGAUGGGGGUAUGUGCUGAGAGGGAUCACUACAUCUAUGGGAACUCCAGGAGGCUGGUCACUGAAGAUUUUGUGCAGGAACAGUACCUUGAGUACCAGCAGGUACCAUAUAGUAAUCCUGCUCGCUAUGAGUUCUUGUGGGGCCCAAGGGCCUAUGCUGAAACCAGUAAGAUGAAAGUUCUGGAACACUGGGCCAAGGUCAGUGGGGGUAAUCCCAGGUCCUUCCCAUCCCUUUAUGAAGAGGCUCUGAGAGGUAGGGAAGGUGCCCAAGAAUGAAGCUUAAUCAGAACCACUGUGGGACUAGGUA